Molecule: messenger RNA, 1871 nt
Organism: Anolis sagrei ordinatus
Lineage: Eukaryota; Metazoa; Chordata; Lepidosauria; Squamata; Anolidae
Product: phenazine biosynthesis-like domain-containing protein
Biological process (GO): biosynthetic process
Cellular component (GO): cytoplasm
Molecular function (GO): isomerase activity
Source: RefSeq, a predicted model, not a curated record
AUUUCUAUAUACAUGGAAAGAAUGCUUCAAUUUUUGUAGUUAAUGAAUUAAUUAAUGAGACAUAAUUGAUCAUUAACAUUUCAAGGGAUUUUCUUCUAAACAUAAGACAAAAUGCUUCCAACUGCAUAGAAGAAUAAAUGUUCUAUAACCGUAGAUAAAGCUGCUAGCAAUUUCCCUUCCUUGAGUUUAAUAUUAACUGAGACGUUUAUGCAACAGUUAGAAAGGAAAGUUACCAUUUUGCAAGAGAACAUUCUGAAAACCAGCAAAACACCAAAGAGAAAAUGCAGAUUUCUAUUUUCACCGUUGAUGCGUUUACAGAUCAACCAUUUCGUGGCAACCCUGCAGCCGUUUGUCUUCUUGAAGAUAAACUGGAAGAAAACCAGCACCAAAAAAUUGCAAAUGAAAUGAACCUUUCAGAAACGGCAUUCAUCAGAAAAUUGCACCCGACAGAUGACUUUACCAAAAGCUCCCGUUUUGGACUGAGGUGGUUUACCCCAGCCAAUGAGGUUCCUCUCUGUGGCCAUGCCACCCUCGCAUCAGCUGCUGUCCUCUUCCACGCUAAAAAAAAUGUGAAUCCCACCCUCACAUUUAUAACUCUGAGUGGAGAAUUGAUUGCCAGACAAGAGGAGGACCAUAUUAUCCUGGAUUUGCCCCUUUAUUUUACCCAUCCACAGGAUAUUAAGGAAGUGGAAGAGUUGGUGAAGGCAGCUGUAGGUGAUAAGAGUGUUCAGGAUGUUCGCUAUUCUUCUGAUACAAAAAAGCUUCUUAUUCGUCUCAGUGAUGCUUAUGAGAGGGCUGAUCUGGAGAAACUGAAAGUGGAUGCCGAAAAACUUCUGUCAGCUGAGAAGACUGGGAGAAUAAAAGGAGUAAUCGUCACACUGAAGGGAGAUGGCCGUGGGAAACAGGAAAGCUAUGACUUCUACUCCCGCUACUUUGCACCUUGGUAUGGUGUUUCGGAAGAUCCAGUUACAGGAUCUGCUCAUGCGGUUCUAAGUAGUUACUGGUCACAACAACUGGGGAAGAGGGAAAUGUGUGCAUUUCAGUGUUCUACUCGUGGGGGAAGGCUGAAGAUUUCACUCCGGCAGGAUGGAAGAGUAGACGUUGGUGGCCAAUCAAGCAUUGUGUUAAAAGGUUUUCUGACUAUUUGAAGAAAACCAGAAACACUUUCCAGCUAUCAGAUUGUUCAGAUUAUUGCUGAUGCGGAUGCAUAUCUUAAUUGGCAGAACAUGACUACUUAAUUUCAAAGGCAUAAUAUUCAUAAUUUAGAAGCAUUUAUUGUACUGUAAUUAAGGAGAUAGUCAAUCAUCAAUAUAAAAUCAGUAUCAUAGUAAAUACUGAUAUUAAUGUUUAUGCUUAGAUAAUCAUUUUAACAUAAUUUUAAGUACAAAGGUGAUUUUAUUAAUUAAUAGUGAAAAUACAGAAAUACUGUUGGUGCCUUAUGCCUGAGUGGACUUAAUGUCUACAGGAAGUAGAAUUAUGCAUUAUGUCUAAUGUCCAUAUCCAGUAGAGGGCAGUUCUUGAGUCACUCUGUUGUAGUGCCAGCAAAGUGCCUGGUGCUCUUGGGUGCAUGCUGCGCAUUAGUGCCCAAUGUCUCUCAUGCCAUUAUGUCCUUGACACCCUUGACAAUGUCCUGUUACACCAUUUCAUGGGUCAGUAAAGGAGUUUUUACCACCCCUCCUAUAUAGCUAGUUGUAAGUAAAGUCAUGUAGCAUUCCAUCAAAGUUUUCAAAAUAACUAAAUGAAUAUGGUUAUGUUUUUGUUUUUUAAUGCGGAGAAAUUUUAUAUGGUAAUAAUGAAAUUUAAAUAUACAAAUAAAAUGCAUUGAAUAGUUAUCUGCCUUUUUUCAAAUUAAAAAUGUUCAUUAAGCCCAA